Mitosporidium daphniae is the source of this 1233-nucleotide messenger RNA. RefSeq lists its product as uncharacterized. NCBI's taxonomy places the organism in Eukaryota, Fungi, Microsporidia. The record is from RefSeq and is a predicted model, not a curated record. The transcript is spliced from 2 exons. The coding region runs from base 1 to 1233 and encodes 410 amino acids.
AUGCCUGACGAGUUCCACUUUCAGUCGAUUGCCCAGCUUGAGGCCUCGGUGCAGUAUUCACAAUUGCUGGCUCACAAAAACAAGAAUUCGGGUGCUCAAGAAAUCAGCUCGAUUGAAAACGAAUUAAGGAUGUGGUUUGAUUACUUUGAAGACCUUCUAUUUCCGCUACAUUACGAAUCCUCACAAAACAAGAGCUAUUCUCCAACUCUUUUCCUGACGGCUUAUAAAUUGCUAAUUCGAUACGUCGAUAUUCUUUUGGAAUUUAUGCCCUAUUUCUUGGAGCCAUAUGCUUCCUUUAGACAUCAUAUCGAUUCUCUUUUGAAAUUUCCAAUUGCUAAGUUUAGAGAAGAUCCAACCUCCGUUUGGAGAAAUUCGGUUAUUUCAUUGCAUUUACUGAACAUUUUCAAAAAGGCUAUCCGUUCUUCUGCAGACAAGAAAAACUUUAUCUUCAAGGAUUCUUCCAUUUCAUCCAUAAAGGUUCUACCGUGCAAAUUUGCUCUAAAUUUCUAUUUGGCCGAGAUCGAAGCCCAUUGCAGGCUUUUUUUGAAUGCAUCUCCUUCUAUCUAUUCUGGUGAAGAGGUCACGUCUGGGGAGGAGAUAUUCUCAUCGUUGCUUGAACAAAUUCACGAUUUGUUUCCUGAAAUGGUGACAUCUAAUUUGAGUUUUCUAUGCAAACCAGAGAACAUUUCUCUGCAUUCCUUUGCGCUUCAAGUUUUUGAGGAAAAUAAAACAUUUCCAGAUCUUGAAUAUCCAAAGAUCGGAUAUGUUCAAUUCAACCUUUGUUUCCCCAAACUCGUUUCAACAAUUUCUCUUUCAAAAGAUGUUGAUUGCAUAAAGCUAGAACUAAUUCUGCUUUGCAUUGACUUUUUCAUAAUGGCAUCCAUAUCAACAUAUCAAAGUWUAUAUGAUUCAAAGGCGUCUUUGCAGAAAGAAGCAGAUGCAAGGCUCCUUGAAUCGCUUGUCAGAUGCACAUACAUUUCCAAACUUGCACAAUAUUUAGACACCAUAAUAGCUAACUUGCCUCGCAUUGAACUUGAGGCGCUUAAAAGGAAAAAUUGGAAUUAUUCAAGAGAAUGCACCAGGAUCUUUGUGAUUUCCAAUGCGAUUCACCUUAAUUUCCUGCAAGAUAGUACUUUGAUAGCCCACUUUUACAGGCAAAAUUUGGACAAUUGCAACCUUUUUGAAUACUUGUUUAUUUCGAUCCCAUCGCUUCGUAAGAUCAUGUCUGGUUGA